AUGGGUAAACUUAACGUUGCAAAAAUGGCGAAUUUUAUGGAAAUCGAGUGUUUUGUCCUUGUGGCUUGUCCUGAAAAUAGCUUGAUUGAUUCAAAGGAAUUUUAUCGUCCAAUUGUGACUCCUUUUGAGUUAGAGAUAGCUUUGGAUCCAGAAUCGUCGUCAAUUUAUAAGUACAUUUUUAACACGAUUUUAUUUAUGCUAGGUUCAAACACCGAAGAACUCGAAAAGUCCGUAUUAGAUGAUGAUGAUGAACCACAUUUCUCUUUAAUUACUGGAAAAUACAAACAAGGUCGAAAAUAUGCCGUUAAAAACACAUCUGUUGAAAACGUUACAGACAGUAUCAAAGAUUUAACAUUACGCAAUCAAAAUACAUCGGUAUCAACUUUACUGAACAGUGCAGCAGGAGAUUAUCUUAAAUCAAGGACAUUUCGAGGACUAGAACAACAAAUCGGAGAAACAGAAAUACGAUUAGCCGAGGAGGGUCGAUCUGGCAUUGCUAAAGGUUAUGCGAAUGAAGAAACUUAA
This is a messenger RNA of Funneliformis caledonium, 525 nucleotides long. The record is from the annotation of a GenBank genome assembly. Lineage: Eukaryota; Fungi; Glomeromycota; Glomeromycetes; Glomerales; Glomeraceae.